CUGAGCGGCCUUCCUUCCUGGCGCGCACGUUCAGGCGCUUCUCUUCGGCGGUUCGGCCUUCCCAUAACGGCUUUUAACUAAUUCCCCGAUCCAGCUAGCCUGACCUCCCACCCUCCCCUUCCCCCCCUCUUGAAUCCGCUCAAGUUCCCGAUCUCCCACCUUCCUCGUCCUCCAGCUUGCUCGAUCGCGUUCGCGGACCCCCACUCCGUGCUCCGGAAAAUAAGUAGCCGGCGGUUUCCUCGCCCCAGGUUUUGCGGUUGCUGGGGGUGGGGAGUGGGAAUUCGUUCGUUCGGCUCCGGUCGCGGUCGGUCUGGCCAAUGCUCCUGCGGUUUCUUGGAGAGGCCGCUGAGAUUGGGAUCCAAGCCGCGUUAGGCGAGCAGCAGCAGCAGCAGUAGCCGCAUCGAGAUUCGCCGUCCUUGUCCGAGGGAUUCUCCGUUUUCUUGGGCGGCGAAUUCGGUUGCGCCGGGGGAAAAAAAUAAGAAUUCUUUCGUCGGAUUGGCCCAAGUCCCUCGUUGAUCCGUUACAAAGCUCCCCCACUGUAUGCAGUAGUAGCCUUUUUUCCACGCGUUUCUUUCCUCGCCCCAGAUCCGCCUCUUUGGGGGCAAUUGGCGGCGGAUCGGGGGCGGAGGGAUUUGGAGGCCUGAGCUCCGAUGGAGGUGCACGCCGACGUCGAUGGGUCCGGUGUGCCCCUGGCCGUGCUCCUCAAGCGGGAGCUGUGGAACCAGAAGGUGGAGAGGCCGGACAUCCUGUUCGGGGAGGCCAACAAGAGCAAGAAAGGGGAGGACUUCACGCUCCUCAUGCCCAGGUGCCACCGCACCACGGGCGGCGGCGGCGGCGAGAAUGCAGGCGACGACGACGCCAUUUCCGUGUUUGCGAUUUUUGAUGGACACAAUGGCUCUACAGCUGCCAUAUACACCCGGGAGAAUCUAAUAAACAAUGUGUUGGCUGCUAUACCUCCAAAUCUCACAAGUGAGGAGUGGACAGCUGCGUUGCCAAGGGCACUAGUUGCUGGUUUUGUAAAAACAGACAAAGACUUCCAAACAAAAGCUGCACGUUCAGGGACCACUGUGACAUUUGUUAUAAUAGAUGGAUGGGUUGUCACUGUAGCAUCAGUUGGUGAUUCGCGAUGUAUUCUAGAAUCUGCUGAGGGUUCAGUAUAUUUUUUAUCAGCAGAUCAUCGCCUGGAUGCUAAUGAAGAGGAGGUGGAGCGUGUAACAGCAAGUGGAGGUGAAGUUGGGAGAAUAAAUAUUGCUGGGGGUGCUGGGAUUGGUCCACUCAGAUGCUGGCCAGGUGGAUUGUGUCUAUCAAGGUCAAUAGGUGAUAUCGACGUCGGGGAAUUUAUAGUUCCUGUCCCACAUGUGAAGCAAGUAAAGUUGUCCAAUGCUGGUGGCCGGCUUGUCAUUGCCAGUGAUGGGGUGUGGGAUGCACUGCGCUUUCAAGAGGCUCUGAACUACACCAGGGGUCUGCCAGCUGAAGCUGCUGCUAAUCGAAUUGUUAAGGAAGCUGUCACUUCAAAGGGAUUAAGAGAUGAUACUACUUGCAUAGUAGUUGACAUACUACCUGCAGAAAAGUUAAGCCCCCCACUAAAGAGGCCUGGAAAAGGAGUCAUCAAAGCUCUGUUCCGUCGGAGGCCCUCUGAUGAAAUGUCUGAAGACCAGAUGGACAGAGGAUGUUUGGAACCUGAUGUUGUGGAGGAAAUAUACGAGGAGGGCUCUGCAAUGCUUGCUCGAAGGUUGAAUAUAAAUUAUCCAGCAGGAAAUAUGUUCAAGCUGCAUGAUUGUGCUGUCUGCCAAUUGGAGAUGAAACCUGGUGAGGGCACCUCUGUUCAUGGUAACGUGCCCAAGCAUUCAAGAGUUGACCCCUGGGGUGGUCCUUUUCUCUGUUCCUCCUGUCAAGUGAAAAAGGAGGCCAUGGAAGGGAAGCUACAUUCAAGAAAUUCCCAAUCUGCUGUCCAACCUGUGCCUAAGUAGGCCUUGUCUGACGGUUUCUAUACACUGGUUCAUACACAGUAACUAUCACUAACAACAGCAUUAGCAAAUAAAGUAAACUCGUCAAGAAUUUUCACCUACUUCAUUCUUAUCAAAUGGUGAUCGGUACAGAUUAUAGAGAUUUAUGGUGUCAUUUAUAUGAUGCACUACAGUUGUUCUGUAGAAGGUUGAGGUCUGAGCUUAUCAAGUCUAUAUUCAGAGAGACCACAACUGACCUCUAGGUUCAAAUGAACUGGUAGCCUUAAGGUGUGCUGCCUUCUGUAGUUCUGUCAUUGAUUAUCAAGUCUGCACGACUUGUCUAUUUGUGAAUACCAGUCGUUGGUUGAAACCCAUUUAGUCCGAACGUAGUUUUUUUUUGGUUCACAUGUCAUGCUGCUUGAUGAGUGACCAUAAAGACUAUGCUUUUUCCAGUCUCUAAGUCACACAAUGCUUCCUCCCUUGUUAAUCCUCUCACCAUUUGGAUUUUCCUUUCUUUUUUAUUCUUUAUUACCAUGUGUAUAGUCAUGAGGCACAUCAGUACAUCACAUUGACUACCCCUUUUUUUUGUAUUUACACCAUAAUUCUGCAGUUGUACCAUUGUACUACAAUUUUCUAACAAAUAUUUAUUCCUUUUGUUUUUUUGAGCUUUUGCUUCUAUGUA
Messenger RNA from Sorghum bicolor (sorghum), 2628 nucleotides. Its product is annotated as probable protein phosphatase 2C 12. The coding region runs from base 651 to 1970 and encodes 439 amino acids. The transcript is spliced from 9 exons. The record is from RefSeq and is a predicted model, not a curated record. Gene Ontology annotation, molecular function: protein serine/threonine phosphatase activity. Lineage: Eukaryota; Viridiplantae; Streptophyta; Magnoliopsida; Poales; Poaceae. Gene Ontology annotation, biological process: protein dephosphorylation.